Molecule: messenger RNA, 529 nt
Organism: Pseudoliparis swirei
Lineage: Eukaryota; Metazoa; Chordata; Actinopteri; Perciformes; Liparidae
Product: lymphoid enhancer-binding factor 1-like
Exons: 4
Coding region: 24-437 (137 amino acids)
Biological process (GO): canonical Wnt signaling pathway; regulation of transcription by RNA polymerase II
Cellular component (GO): catenin-TCF7L2 complex; beta-catenin-TCF complex
Molecular function (GO): RNA polymerase II cis-regulatory region sequence-specific DNA binding; DNA-binding transcription factor activity, RNA polymerase II-specific
Source: RefSeq, a predicted model, not a curated record
CCUCACUGACUGCACAGACCUCCAUGACGACAAAAAAGAGGAAGCGUGUGGCGCUGCACGACGCUGGGCCCUAUGUGAAGAAGCCACCCAACGCCUUCAUGUUGUUCAUGAGAGAGCAGAGGCCCAAUUACGCGGACCAAAUGAAGACUUGCGGGAGUGCCGACAUCAGCCGAAUUCUCGGACAGAAGUGGAAGUCUCUGUCCAACGAGGAGCAGGCUAAAUAUUACGAACAGGCCGAUGGUGAGAAGCGCCUCCACGCUCAGCGCCACCCUGACUGGACCUCCUGCAACAAUUACGGAGUAAAGCGAAAGAGAGACCGGCGCACGGCCGGCAAACUGUCUGCCAAACUGGCCAAAGUUUGUCCUGCAGCGUCUACAUCGGGAGAGGUCCCCCCGCCGGCCAGGACGCUGUGUGCGGCCGCACAUGUGUCAUUUUAAGAAUGUCACAGUUGUUGUGUUGCAUCACUUUUGUCACCGCAUGUUUGGCAGAAGUAGAUUAUCGUGUAAAUAAAAUAAAUCAUUCAAAUGUU